Molecule: messenger RNA, 1362 nt
Organism: Empidonax traillii (willow flycatcher)
Lineage: Eukaryota; Metazoa; Chordata; Aves; Passeriformes; Tyrannidae
Gene: DHRS9
Product: dehydrogenase/reductase 9
Exons: 7
Coding region: 1-1305 (434 amino acids)
Source: RefSeq, a predicted model, not a curated record
AUGAGUGCUGAUUCUGAAGGACCACAGUCCUUAAUUUCCCCGUGGCAGUUCUUCCUCAGAUAUCUGGCAGGUCACUCCACCCACGGCAGAGCAGUGACUUCUGUUCUUCCAGACUUCUUCGAGCAGCAAAGACAUUAUCUAGCAGAAUAUGUGGUGGCAGAAGGCUACAGCAGGGCAAAACCCACCAUGAUGCUCAGGACUGAACUUCUACCAGAGAAGGACCGCUACUCUGCUCCAAAUUCUAAAUCAGCAAUCAAAGGAAAUGUCAUUGCCUGGCACAUCAUUGCAAAUGGACUGGAGCUUUCAUUUUCAGACUCACUGCACAUAGCAAUUUUGGCUUCCAUAUUUUCUCUUAUAAUUUACUGGCUCAUCAGAGACAGAUACAGAGUGAGAAACCUGAGUGGAAAGCACGUCUUCAUAACAGACUGUGACACUGGACUUGGAAAUUCCCUGGCUAAAUGGCUUGACAGAACGGGAUUUUGUGUCAUUGCUGCAUGUGCCACAGAAAAAGGAGGCCAAGAGCUACGGUCCUGCUCUUCACCCUCACUGAAGACAGUGAAUCUGAACUUAGCAGACUCCAACAGCAUUGCCAGGGCUGUGGGGUUUGUGACCGAAGAGACAGCUGGUAAAGGGCUUUUUGGCUUGGUGUGCAACGCUGAAGGAACAGCUCCUGUAGCACCCACUGACUGGCUAAGGAUUGAAGACUUCCAUUCAGUGCUGGAUGUUAAUCUGCUGGGAUUGAUUGAAAUCACACUCAAGCUUCUGCCACUUCUGAAAAAAGCUGAGGGAAGAGUUGUGAAUUUAAUUAAUGCCAAAGGCCUCAUGGCUUUUGUAGGGGGUGGCUACAGUCUGUCCAAAUGGGGCAUGGAAGCUUUCUCUGACACCUUACGGAUAGAGAUGCAGCAUUUUGGAGUGAAAGUAAGCAUCCUUGAGCAUGGUUUCUUUAAGGCAGGAGUAGUUAAUUCAGAUACCAUCGAGAAAUACCUCUUCAAACUUUGGAACGGACUGACUCCUGAGAUCAGGGACUCCUAUGGAGAAAAAUACUUUGUUGAAUAUAUAAAAGCACAAAGAUCUUCAGUCAGAAGACUGUGUGACCAUGAUAUUUCUAGCGUCAUAAAAUGCAUGGAACAUGCCCUGAUAGCAAAGUACCCCAGGACACGAUACAGAGCUGGAUGGGAUGCAAAGUUCUUUUGGCUGUUUGUCUCCUACGCCCCAACAUGUUUAUCUGACAUGCUGUUGCGUAUGAUGUUUCCAGCUCCAGCAGAUAGCAGGAGAUCAGUUCCUGGAGUUCUAAUUAAUGUCUAGUAUUAGAACAGUAUCAGCUCUGCACAAAUAAAUACUACUACUGUCAAAACUAGAUGU